GCUGGAGGUCCAUUUUCUAGCCGUCGCUGUCCGUCCCCGGUCCCUCGCCGCAUCUUAUUGUCUGGUGGUUGCCGAGCGCCUUGACUUCAUCGGAGGGAGGGGAGACUUCAUCGGGGAAAUGGAGAAGGAGAUAAAUAUCGGCGGCGCCGACGGGGUGGAGGUGAGGAAGGAGGCGGGGGAGGAGGAGGAGAUAAAUCUGGGCGUCGCCGGCGGGGUGUUGGUGAAGAAGGAGGCAGGGGAGGAGGAGGAGAUCGAGUUCGACCCGACGGACGACGAGCUGGUGCUGCACUUCCUGCGGCCGCAGCUGCGCGGGUUCGCGCCGCGCGUGGCGGGCGCGGUGGUGGAGGCGGAGCCGUGCGCGGCGACCCCCUGGGAGCUUCUUGCGCGGCACGGCCUGCUGCGGCGCGGGCACGGCUACUUCUUCGCGGCGCGGCGGCGCGGGAAGGGCACCCAGGCGCGGCGCACCCCGGAUGGCGGCGGCGGCUCGUGGAUGCACAGCGGGAACAAGGAGCACCGCCGGUCCGUGACGGAGCUAGGCGUGGUCGCGCGCUGGUCCAUGACGCUGUACUGCUUCUACGCCCGCGGCGGCGUGAAAGGGGAGGGCGGGGCGCAGCAGGGGCGGCGGAGCACCGGGUGGGCCAUGUCCGAGUACGAGAUCACGGACCCGCGGUGCUACCGCCGGGCCGACGACGGCGAGGAGGACCACUACUGGGUGCUCUGCCACGUCCGCCGGAGCACCAGGAAGAACGUCAAGCCGCGGUCCUGGGAGUGCUGGAAGUCGUGGGAUCUCCAACGUUAACGGUUCUCCGAGCAUGAAAGCUGAUCUCCAGCGUAAGCUCGCUCGCCGGCCGGGAGAAUCCCCGAAGGAUUUCUUGUGCUCGUCGCCCGGCUGUGCGGCCUGCCAUAUCCGUCGGUCGGUGCGUGGGCCAUGUGCAGUGUAGAGAAGGAAAUCUCUACUCCUAAUGGACGAGUUGGUUGAAUAGUCCCCCCACUUUCGACUGAUUUUUUUUCGACUGGU
Messenger RNA from Aegilops tauschii subsp. strangulata, 1018 nucleotides. RefSeq names its product NAC domain-containing protein 48. NCBI's taxonomy places the organism in Eukaryota, Viridiplantae, Streptophyta, Magnoliopsida, Poales, Poaceae. Gene Ontology annotation, molecular function: DNA binding. Gene Ontology annotation, biological process: regulation of DNA-templated transcription. The record is from RefSeq and is a predicted model, not a curated record.